AUGAAUUUCUCGGGAGGAAGCGGGAAGCGGCAGCAGGAGCCGGAGCACCUGCCGCCGAUGACGCCGCUCCCGCUGGCUUGGCAGGGGUCGGUGUACUCGCUCACGUUCGACGAGUUCCAGAGCUCGCUCGGCGGGGCCGCCAAGGACUUCGGGUCCAUGAACAUGGACGAGCUCCUCCGCAGCAUCUGGUCGGCGGAGGAGAUACACAACGUCGCGGCCGCGGCCGCCAACGCGUCGGCGGCGGCGGACCACGCCGCGCGGGCGUCGUCCAUCCAGCGCCAGGGCUCGCUCACCCUCCCCCGCACGCUCAGCCAGAAGACCGUCGACGAGGUCUGGCGGGACCUCAUGUGCGUCGGCGAAGGACCCUCCGCCGCGCCCGCCGAGGCUGCGGCGCCGCCCACGCCGGCCCAGCGGCAGCCCACGCUCGGGGAGAUCACGCUGGAGGAGUUCCUCGUCCGCGCCGGUGCGGUGAGGGAGGACAUGACGGCGCCGCCGCCUGUACCGCCGGCGCCGGUGUGCCCGCCUCCUCCGCCGCAGCCGCCAAUGCUGUUUCCCCAUGGCAAUGUGUUUGCUCCCUUGGUGCCUCCGCUGCAAUUCGGGAAUGGGUUGGUGUCGGGGGCUGUCGGUCAGCAGCAGGGAGGUGGUCCUGCGGCCCCGACGGUAUCGCCGCGGCCGGUGACGGCCAGCGGGUUCGGGAAGAUGGAAGGAGACGACUUGUUAUCUCUGUCGCCAUCACCGGUUCCGUAUGUUUUCGGUGGUGGUUUGAGGGCAAGGAAGCCACCAGCCAUGGAGAAGGUGGUUGAAAGGAGGCAGCGCCGGAUGAUCAAGAACCGGGAGUCGGCCGCGAGGUCGCGCGAGAGGAAACAGGCAUAUAUGAUGGAGCUGGAAGCUGAGGUGGCAAAACUUAAAGAGCUGAAAGAUGAAUUGCAGAAGAAGCAGGUCGAAAUGUUGGAGAAGCAAAAGAAUGAGCUACUGAUAUCCAGAGAGUUCUGCGUUCAAACUAUCAGUCUAUCAUGCUCAUAUUUGACUAAAGCAAUACCUUGUCCUGGAGAGAAUGAGACGGCAAGUUGGACCCACGGCAAAGAGAAUUUGUCUGCGAAGGACAUUGACAGGUCCGUGGUAAGCUGUAGAUCUGUACGGCUGUACCUAGCAAUAUCACUCGUGAAGGAGUGUACGGAGUAUAUAGUAGGUGAAGAUGAACACACAAUGGCCAGAGUUGCCCUUGUUGAUAUAGCCAUUAAUCCAGAGCUUCAGUCCCGUAGGCGGGUAGAUUGCCUGUGA
Molecule: messenger RNA, 1281 nt
Organism: Miscanthus lutarioriparius
Lineage: Eukaryota; Viridiplantae; Streptophyta; Magnoliopsida; Poales; Poaceae
Source: the annotation of a GenBank genome assembly